Molecule: messenger RNA, 349 nt
Organism: Pleuronectes platessa (European plaice)
Lineage: Eukaryota; Metazoa; Chordata; Actinopteri; Pleuronectiformes; Pleuronectidae
Product: dynein regulatory complex subunit 7
Exons: 4
Coding region: 23-349 (108 amino acids)
Biological process (GO): flagellated sperm motility
Cellular component (GO): motile cilium
Source: RefSeq, a predicted model, not a curated record
GUUUGACCUGGAGGACGUGAACAUGUGGGAGCCGCUCCUGUUCGGAGCAACGAGCAAAAAGCAGCUGAUUCACGAGGCCUCAAAUAAGAAGCUGUACAAGAUGACCCCGGAUGUGCAGGAGGAGCUGGAGGAGCUGGAGGAGCAGGCUUUCGAGAUGCCCAGAUCCUGGGUCAGUGAUAUCAGCAUCACAAAAAAAGACCUGGAGACUCGCUGGCCGGGAGGACACAAGCGGACUCGCUACAGGAAAGCAGAGGUGGAGAGGUUCGCUCCGUACCUGAGGCCGAACGGUCUGACCACACGACUGGUUUCAUACAAAGACCUGGACUGUGUAUCCCAGUGUAUAGAGUAG